CUCUCACAGUCAUUCUACUCUUCGUUAAUGAAAACCACGGAGCCAUACGGAGUGAUCUUCUCCCACCCCUCCCACAUCUACCACCCCACGCACAUGCCCGCCUUCGCCCAGCCCCACACGCCCAGCAACGCCACGCACACCCAGCUGGAGCCCGUGGACCUGUCGGUCAGCAAGCGCUCCUCCUCCACAUCCUCGUCCUCCUCCCCGCCCUGCUCCUCCGCCUCCUCCUCCCCGGCCUCCUCGCGCAGCUCCCCGCCCUCCCCCUACAGCGCGGCGAGCCGCGCCUCCCCCCGCUGCUCCACCCCGCACGCCCAGCUGCGCUGCUCGCCCUCGCACGCUCUCCUGCCACCCACGCCCUCACUCCCCUACUCCGCCAUGGUGGGCCCCAUGCUCGGCUCUGGGUCGGGGGUCAUGAUGUCUCCGGUCAUGGUGCCCCUGUCUGUCCUCUACCCCUCGCCUCUCCACUUGCACCAGUCGAUAAUGGUGAGCCCACCCAUCCCCAGUGACGACGGCCAUCAUCGGAGCAGGGAGCACAAGACAGCUCACUGCGGCGACGCCCACAACCUGCACAAGCAAAUCAAAACGGAGCCCCGCUCUGAGCUCGCCCACGACCUCCACGGCGGCCACGAGGUGAAAUCGUCAGUCAUCAGGAUACCACACGAAUACGGGUGAGAAAGCAGCACCACGCGUUUCACAAGUUUCGCCGUCUGCUGCGGCGCUUCCCCUUUAACUUUAUAUGUACGUGGUGUUCAGAGGCUUCCACCGGAUCCCUCUCUGUUCCUGUUGUGAGCAUUUUGAAAGUUCAGGGGCAGUCCCAAGACUGGGACUGGGUUUUGUUUGAGAUACCAAAAAGUAUGAUUCAAUCCAGGGAGUAUCUAUGAACUACGAGUAUUACCAAGCAUUCAGUGAAAUGGGGUAGUUUGAGCACAUCAUUUCUUUUGCAAGUAAGUGAAUUGAAUUUUUGUAGAAAACACUAUUUUGGAUUUGAGUCCACAAACAAUAACUAUCUCCCUGCCCUGUAUGCUCUUAUUCACACAAUCUCUCAACGUGACAGAAUUUCAGGAUUAAUUUCUAAUUGGCUUCUUUGUCUCCAGUCUACUCUCUGCUGUCCUCUCUAUUAAUUAAAUGGCCACAAGUGUAGUCUCUCCAAGCUCCGUUUCCUCCCUUUCCUAAAGCCGCUUGGAGAAAACACAGGACCUGUAACGCAACAUGUGUCGUAAGCGACACGUGAACACACCGACUGUGAUGUUCUCGUUUCCCAUUGCCGUCAGGCAGCCACACCUCUCCCUGCAGCUCCUUAUCUUUCCAGUCAGCCACACUGUGAUCUCGUCACCUUCCACCUCUCCUUUCUUCCUCCUCUCCUCCCUCCUUCUUUGCUCCGCACUUCCUGUAUUUUUUGGGGGGUUUUCUUUAAGGCGCUCAUUGUCUGGCAUCUCCCACUCCUUCUUCGCUUCCCAUUCCUCCUCUCUUUCCUGUUUCCUCCUCCUCUCGUCGUCAUCUGUUUUGGUUCCCAUUUGUUCUCCUUCGCCAAAAUAACCGUUUUUUUUCGUCGAAGAUAUAAUUGUAAUCGUGAUGGAACGCUGCCAGUCAGUUGUUGCUCGUGUGUGUGAGAGUCUCUACUGUAGUCGUCAGGGCGGUUACCAUCACAGGCCGCUGUUGCCCUUGAUGACUGGGAAAUAAUUGGACCCUUGAGGGGGAAAAAAGUGGGUGUGUCUUUAUCUGUCAUCGCCUCUCCUCUCAAAAGACAAUGUAAAUAUACUUUAUGUACAUGGUAAAUAGGUCAACUCUGCCCAAUGUGUAUGAUAAUGAUGGGUUAGCCAAAAUGUGUGU
Messenger RNA from Anarrhichthys ocellatus (wolf-eel), 1830 nucleotides. RefSeq names its product putative protein TPRXL. The annotation marks the transcript as partial. The record is from RefSeq and is a predicted model, not a curated record. The transcript has 2 exons. Lineage: Eukaryota; Metazoa; Chordata; Actinopteri; Perciformes; Anarhichadidae.